Pristis pectinata (smalltooth sawfish) is the source of this 1605-nucleotide messenger RNA. It is a transcript of the gene coq2, whose product is annotated as coenzyme Q2 4-hydroxybenzoate polyprenyltransferase. Bases 126 to 1196 code for a protein of 356 amino acids. The record is from RefSeq and is a predicted model, not a curated record. The transcript is spliced from 7 exons. Gene Ontology annotation, biological process: ubiquinone biosynthetic process. NCBI's taxonomy places the organism in Eukaryota, Metazoa, Chordata, Chondrichthyes, Rhinopristiformes, Pristidae. Gene Ontology annotation, cellular component: mitochondrial inner membrane.
GACGCUGUUGCGGACCCACGCGUGCGCACCGCUGCUCCCGUUUCCACGGGAGGGAGCGAUGGUGCGCUGCGGGAGGGGAGACCUUCAAUGACAGGUGUUGGGGGAAGCUGCAGGAGCUGCUGGAGAUGUGGAGGUGUCCUGCGCCACGCCGGUUGUUGGCGGCGCUGGGGAGUGGCGGGAGUCGGCGGGUAACGGCUGCGCUCGCGGCGCCAGAGCAGCAGGCCCGCGCGCUGCCCGCUGCGGACGUCAGGCGGACCAGCGGCCUAUCAGCGGCGGCGUUGGUGGGGUCGGCGCCGCCGGCCGUGCAGCCUUACCUUAGACUGAUGAGGCUGGACAAACCCAUCGGGACCUGGUUGUUAUAUUUGCCUUGUACCUGGAGCAUUGGUUUAGCAGCAGAGCCAGGAUGCCUUCCAGAUCUGUCCAUGCUUACCCUUUUUGGAACAGGGGCAAUGUUGAUGCGAGGAGCUGGGUGUACAAUCAAUGACAUGUGGGAUAAAGACAUUGAUAGAAAGGUUGCCAGAACUGAAAAUCGGCCUAUAGCUGCUGGAGAAAUCAGUCGGUUUCAGGCCCUUGUGUUUUUGGGUGGUCAGCUGAGCCUAGCACUUACUGUUCUCUUGUGUUUAAAUUAUUACAGUAUUGCACUUGGAGCUGCAUCACUGGGUCUCGUGGUCACCUACCCUCUGAUGAAGAGGCUAACUUAUUGGCCACAGUUAAUUCUGGGUCUUACAUUCAACUGGGGAGCACUUUUAGGUUGGUCUGCUGUGAAGGGUUCCUGUGAUUGGUCAAUUUGCCUACCACUUUAUAUCUCUGGUGUCAUGUGGACAUUGAUAUAUGACACUAUUUAUGCACAUCAGGAUAAAGCAGAUGAUAUUCUGGUAGGAGUGAAAUCAACUGCACUGAAGUUUCAAGAACAGACCAAACAAUGGCUAAUGGGAUUUAGUACAGUCAUGCUGACAGGAUUGACAGUGGUAGGAGUAAACAGUGAACAGACGUUACCCUACUAUGCAGCUAUGGUCGCUGUGGGAGCUCAUCUAGUCCAUCAGAUAUACUCACUGGACAUAAACAGUCCUCAAGACUGCUGGAAGAAAUUCUGUUUGAAUCGAACAUUGGGACUACUACUGUUUUCUGGAAUUGUGUUUGGAAAUCUGUGGAAAGGAAAGACAAAGAUUGAUGAAACAGAAAAAGUACAGAGCUGAUAAGCACUUAUUAGAAUCUAUGUGCCAAAAAUUAAAAUAUUACAGUAAAAUAGAUAAACAAUUUUGAUAUCAUACCUUUACUACCUUCAUAAAAUUCACAUAUGAAUAAGUACGGGUUCUCUGUUAUUUCAGAGAAAUAACUAAUUUAUUCCAAGUACAGGUUUAAAAAUAAUUUUGAAUUAUUUAGAUGUCUAUUUAGAUAUAUCAAAAUCUACUGUUAAAUCGUUAGACUUUACUCAAAUAUUUUGACCUCCAGCAUCAGAAAUCAGAAACCUUGUAACUGGUUGUCAUCUAAUCUUAUGGUUUUGUAAAAAUAAAAUCUUUUUGCAGUCUAUUUAAAACUAACAACAAUGAAGUUCGAAAAUACCGUUAUUCAUUUUACUUUGGUAUUGUAGCGGUUGCUACAGCG